Vicugna pacos (alpaca) is the source of this 4821-nucleotide messenger RNA. Lineage: Eukaryota; Metazoa; Chordata; Mammalia; Artiodactyla; Camelidae. The record is from RefSeq and is a predicted model, not a curated record.
UCAGCCUGGUUCAGUGACUGAGACUAACCGGAGGUGAGAGCAGCGGGUGCUGUCCACAGCGCAGUCGGUGCUGAACCCGGGACCGGCUCCUCCCGCACCUCGAGGCAACGCCCUCUUCCACCUUCUGCGCCCUGCGGGACCCUCGUCACCAGCUGGACCCGAUCAACUUGACAAAGGAGUGUGGUAUCGGACGUGGGAGAGAGUCCUCUGUUUGCUACCUGGGCGCCCAUUCAGGCGUGACUUCGGGGAUUUCCAUAGUUUUAAACCAAACUAUUUCCACCUUUUCCCAGCAAAGACCAUCUUUUGUUUUUUUUUUAAUUUUUAAAAAUUAUUAUUAUUAUUACUGUGAUUUACAUAUCCACACCGUUUAAGAUUCUUUCCGGGAGACUUUUUUGACUGUUGAAAUAAGGUGUAAACCAAUAAGGAUGUUUAAGUGCUGGCCAGCUGUUUUGAUUCUUGGAUUCAUUUUUCUGGAGUCCGAAGGAAGGCCAACCAAAGAAGUGGGAUAUGGCCUUAAAUCCUACCAGCCUCUCAUAAGAUUGCGACACAAGCAGGAAAAAAGUCAAGAAAGUUCCAGAAUCAAAGGAUUCCUGAUUCAGGAUGGCCCUUGGGGAUCUUGUGAAAACAAAUACUGUGGUUUGGGAAGGCAUUGCGUUCUCAGCAGAGAGACAGGGCAGGCGGAAUGCGCCUGCGUGGACCUUUGCAAUCGGCACUACAAACCUGUGUGUGGAUCUGAUGGAGAAUUCUAUGAAAACCACUGUGCAGUGCACAGAGCAGCCUGCCUGAAAAAGCACAAGAUUACCAUUGUUCACAACGAAGACUGCUUCUUCAAAGGAGAUAACUGCAAGGCCACUGAAUACAGCAAGAUGAAAAGCAUGCUUUUAGAUUUACAAAAUCGAAAAUACGUUACCCAAGACAAUGAAAACCCUAGCGGUGAUGACGUAUUCCGGAAGAAGUUGUUGGUGGAUCAAAUGUUUAAAUAUUUUGAUGCCGACAGUAACGGACUUGUAGAUAUUAAUGAACUAACUCAGGUGAUAAAACAGGAAGAACUUGGAAAGGAUCUUUCUGAUUGUAUUUUGUACGAUCUACUGAAAUACGAUGAUUUUAACUCUGACAAGCACCUGGCUCUUGAAGAGUUUUACAGAGCAUUCCAGGUUAUCCAGCUGAGUCUUCCUGAAGAUCAGAAACUAAGCAUCACGGCGGCAACAGUGGGACAAAGUGCUGUUCUCAGCUGCGCCAUCCAGGGAGCACUGAGACCCCCCAUCAUCUGGAAGAGGAACAACAUUGUCCUAAAUAACUUAGAUCUGGAAGACAUCAAUGACUUUGGAGAUGAUGGGUCCUUGUAUAUUACUAAGGUUACCACAACUCACAUGGGAAAUUACACCUGCUACGCAGACGGCUACGAACACAUCUCUCAGACGCACAUCUUCCAAGUGAAUGUUCCUCCAGUAAUCCGGGUGUAUCCAGAGAGUCAGGCCAGAGAACCUGGGGUGACUGCCAGCCUUAGAUGCCACGCCGAGGGCAUACCAAAUCCUCAGCUUGGCUGGCUGAAGAAUGGCAUUGAUAUUACACCCAAGCUGUCCAAGCAGCUCACGCUUCAAGCAAAUGGCAGUGAGGUGCAUAUUAGCAACGUGCGCUAUGAAGAUACAGGAGCCUACACUUGCAUCGCAAGAAAUGAAGCAGGCGUGGAUGAAGACAUCUCUUCUCUUUUCGUGGAAGAUUCUGCUAGAAAGACCUUAGCUAACAUAUUAUGGAGAGAAGAAGGUCUGGGCAUCGGGAACAUGUUCUAUGUUUUUUAUGAAGAUGGAAUCAAAGUGAUACAACCCGUAGAAUGUGAAUUUCAGAGGCACAUUAAACCUAGUGAAAAGUUCCUUGGAUUUCAGGAUGAAGUUUGUCCCAAAGCUGAAGGAGAUGAAGUCCAGAGGUGUGUGUGGGCCUCAGCUGUUAAUGUCAAAGACAAGUUCAUUUACGUAGCACAGCCAACUUUGGAUCGAGUCCUUGUUGUUGACGUGCAGUCUCAAAAAGUUGUUCAGGCAGUAAGCACAGACCCAGUCCCAGUGAAAUUACACUAUGACAAAUCGCACGAUCAGGUCUGGGUGCUCAGCUGGGGUACCAUGGACAAGGCUUCUCCGACACUUCAGGUCAUAACCCUGGCCAGCGGGAACACCCCUCACCACACCAUCCACACCCAGCCGGUGGGAAAGCACUUUGACCGUGUGGACGACUUUUACAUCCCCAGCCCCACACUUGUCGUCACCCAUAUGAGGUUCGGAUUUAUCCUUCAUAAAGAUGAAGCCGCACUCCAAAAAAUUGACCUUGAAACCAUGUCAUACAUCAAGACGAUCAACCUGAAGGACUACAAGUGCGUCCCGCAGUCGCUGGCCUACACGCACCUGGGAGGGUACUUCUUUGUUGGCUGCAGACCCGACAGCACUGGGGCGGUGCCUCCGCAGCUCGUGGUGGACGGUGUCACCGACUCCGUCAUUGGCUUCAACAGCGACGUGACGGGCACUCCGUACGUCUCCCCGGAUGGGCACUACCUCGUCAGCAUCAAUGACCUGAAAGGCCUCGUGAGGGUCCAGUACAUCACCAUCAGAGGGGAGAUUCAGGAGACUUUUGAUAUCCACACAAACCUGCACAUAUCUGACCUGGCCUUUCAGCCGUCCUUUACGGAAGCCCACCAGUACAACAUCUACGGCAGUUCCAGCACCCAGACCGACGUGCUUUUUGUCGAGCUCGCCUCGGGGAAGGUCAAGAUGAUAAAGAGCCUUAAGGAGCCUCUCACGGCAGAGGAAUGGCCUUGGAACCGGAAGAACAGGCGAAUCCAGGACAGUGGCUUGUUCGGUCAGUACUUGAUGACCCCGUCCAAGGACUCUCUCUUCAUACUAGACGGACGACUCAACAAGUUAAACUGUGAGAUCACUGAAGUCGAGAAAGGAAAUACAGUCAUUUGGGUCGGAGAUGCCUAGGAGUGCUGGUAAAUAACCACUGAAUGAAGGGUUGUCCAGUACGCCGCACUUAAUCCAUUGUUUCAAUUUACAGCUUAACUUUUCAAGUUUAUAGCCGAGUCAAACAUAAGUUACUUGGUCGGCCCAAAUAAAAUAGACAUUGUUUUCUGGCAAAGACAUACACAAUUAGUACUAUUGGUUGAUUAGAAACGUUUAACACAAUAUUUAUUGGGAAACCAUAUCAAUCACAAGAAUCAAAUCUAUAGCUAUGUUUAAGCCAAUAAACUAGAAAUUUAAAUACUCCAGAAUAACUCAACUGCAGGGAAUUUCAAAUGACUUUAAGCACCAUUUCAUUCUGAGGGUGGUUUAGCUAUUUUUUUUUUCUCCAUUAUUUUGCUGUGCUUAAACCAGAAAUAAAAGGUAUGGAACCUUGAAAUUCUUAAAUCAAAAAAUUCUGUCCCAUCCACUGUUUAUAAUCUUUUGUGCCUUGAAGGGAAUGUCACAGGAGGAAAAGGAAGGCUAAAAGCUGCAUAUUGAACACCUGCAUACCCAUAAAUAUCUUGUCAUUAAAAGAGAAAAGUCUAGCAAAGUCUAGCAUCUUUUGCACCAAACCCAGGCUUGGGUCAUGUGUUCAACCCUCAAUGAGCUAUCAGUUGAAGACACAAAUUGGCCUUAGGUUGUACACAGGUGACAAACUCUAUUUGACAUUCAUUGUACAAUCUGCAGCAUGCUAUGGAAAAUGGGGAGGAAGGGAGGAAAACAAUUAUGGGAAAAUGUUUGCAAAGUACUGUCCACUCAAACGUUGCUUUCAAUCACAAGAGCGCGUUAUAUUUUUAAUGCAAGUUUGUCUGGGAUGUCAGCUGCUUAAGAUUGUCUGCUGUUAGCAGAAGAGAUUUUUUUUUUUCCUUUCAGGUAGUCCAGUGUUGCAUCGGCAGGAACUUUCAUUUCUAAAAAAAAAAGAAGCAUUAUUUAUGUCUGCUUAGAGUAAACCAAAUAGGGAAAUAACAACCGGGAGAAGAAAACUGGCUAGAGGACUGACGAGCAUCAGCGGGUUGGGAGGAUGCGCGUUAGAACCUGGGAGUCGGGGGACAGCGCCACAGUGGUGAGGAAGGAUGUGCUUCUUCAUUGCCACUGCUGUUUAAAUAUCACCCUACAAAGGACCCCCUUCUUUAUUAACUUUCCUAAAUGACUUCUGUUUGACUCCUACAUAAUCCUUAAAUGACUCUCGCUGACUGUGUGUAGUUCAAAACCUAACUAAUCCUCUUAUUUGAGACACUGCAUAGAGGUAAAAAUGAUUGUUUCUCUUUUUCAGGGCAAAGAAGAGGCCAGUAGAAGUGGAUUAAAACUAGCGAGUAGGUUCAUUGCAAUAAGCAGAUAAUUAUACAGGCUUUAAGUGAUAGCUUCCAUGUUUUGAGAAUCUUUUUGUUUAUGUUUUUUUGUUAUUGUUGCUAAAAAUGCUAAUGAGCUGUUGAAAUGACCUCCAUUUAUUGAAGGUAAUCCAAUAAGGUCUUUUUUUAAUACAAAUUUUUCUCAAGGUUGUGUAAAACUGCUUAGAAACCUGAACUUUUCUAAUGUGUCAUAUCUUACGUGUAUAUAGCAUCCUGAGCUGUGUGAUACAGUAGAUUUCUUCUUAGCUUAAGGACACAUAAUGGGAGGAGAUGUAAAAAAACAACAGAAAUCAGCUUACGUUUCUACUUCUCUGCUUUCCUUUUUAGCAAAGUUUCUCCUUUGUGAACAUGCACCAUCUGCAGUGUCUGUGCCCUAAUGAUUUAAUGGAAGUCUGUCUCAAACACCCUUCUUUGGUAGCUUACACCACGUGGAUGCUCUGUCUGUAGACAUUGCUUGAUAAAAGAAUAAACCUCUUACAUUUUAA